Molecule: messenger RNA, 507 nt
Organism: Knipowitschia caucasica
Lineage: Eukaryota; Metazoa; Chordata; Actinopteri; Gobiiformes; Gobiidae
Source: the annotation of a GenBank genome assembly
AUGCGUGAGCGUUCGAAGAGUCGGGCCGAGCUGUUCUCGUUGUCCCAGUCGUCGUCCCAGCGGUUGUUGACGCCCUCGUUGUACGUCUUUUGGAUCUCCAUCGGUUCGUAUUCUGCCGCCACCGUCGUCAUGCCGCCGCCGCCGCUCCGGGUCAGGACCCUCAGACUGAACGUACGCUGGGCCCACAGGCAGAAGAGAGCUGCGGGAGACAGGACUCUUCCCACUGCAGACAGAGCUGAGUGCAGCCUGCCCUCUAGUGUCCACUACAUGUUACUGCAGACUCUUCCCACUGCAGACAGAGCUGAGUGCAGCCUGCCCUCUAGUGUCCACUACAUGUCACUGCACAGACUCUUCCCACUGCAGACAGAGCUGAGUGCAGCCUGCCCUCUAGUGUCCACUACAUGUUACUGCAGACUCUUCCCACUGCAGACAGAGCUGAGUGCAGCCUGCCCUCUAGUGUCCACUACAUGUCACUGCACAGACUCUUCCCACUGCAGACAGAGCUGA